This is a messenger RNA of Orycteropus afer afer, 2505 nucleotides long. It is a transcript of the gene IKZF2, whose product is annotated as IKAROS family zinc finger 2. Gene Ontology annotation, molecular function: DNA-binding transcription factor activity; RNA polymerase II cis-regulatory region sequence-specific DNA binding. The record is from RefSeq and is a predicted model, not a curated record. Gene Ontology annotation, biological process: regulation of transcription by RNA polymerase II. NCBI's taxonomy places the organism in Eukaryota, Metazoa, Chordata, Mammalia, Tubulidentata, Orycteropodidae.
GGGCUUGGCUAGGAGGGGGCAAGGGAGGGAGAGAGAAGGGGAGACACAAAAAACUUCUUUCUUUCUCUCUCCGUUUAUCUUCAGCCCGACAUUGUCACCUCCUCUUUGAGGGGUUAGAAGAAGCUGAGAUCUCCCGACAGAGCUGGAAAUGCACUGCACUUUGACUAUGGAAACAGAGGCUAUUGAUGGCUAUAUUACAUGUGACAAUGAGCUUUCACCUGAAAGGGAACACUCCAAUAUGGCAAUUGACCUCACCUCAAGCACACCCAAUGGACAGCAUGCCUCACCAAGUCACAUGACAAGCACAAAUUCAGUAAAGCUAGAAAUGCAGAGUGAUGAAGAGUGUGACAGGAAACCCCUGAGCCGCGAAGACGAUAUCAGGGGCCAUGAUGAGGGUAGCAGCCUAGAAGAACCCCUAAUUGAGAGCAGCGAGGUGGCUGACAACAGGAAAGUCCAGGAGCUUCAAGGCGAGGGAGGAAUCCGGCUUCCGAAUGGUAAACUGAAAUGUGACGUCUGUGGCAUGGUUUGCAUUGGGCCCAAUGUGCUUAUGGUACAUAAAAGGAGUCAUACUGGUGAACGUCCCUUCCACUGUAACCAGUGUGGAGCUUCUUUUACUCAGAAGGGCAACCUUCUCAGGCACAUAAAGUUACACUCUGGAGAGAAGCCGUUCAAAUGUCCUUUCUGCAGCUAUGCUUGUAGAAGAAGGGACGCCCUCACAGGACACCUCAGGACCCACUCUGUGGGUAAACCUCACAAGUGCAACUACUGUGGACGAAGCUACAAGCAGCGCAGUUCACUGGAGGAGCACAAGGAACGCUGCCACAACUAUCUCCAGAAUGUCAGCAUGGAGGCUGCUGGGCAGGUCAUGAGUCACCAUGUACCUCCUAUGGACGAUUGUAAGGAACAAGAGCCUAUUAUGGACAACAAUAUUUCUCUGGUGCCUUUUGAGAGACCUGCUGUCAUAGAGAAGCUCACGGGGAAUAUGGGAAAACGUAAAAGCUCCACUCCACAAAAGUUUGUGGGGGAAAAGCUCAUGCGAUUCAGCUACCCAGAUAUUCAUUUUGAUAUGAACUUAACAUAUGAGAAGGAGGCUGAGCUGAUGCAGUCUCAUAUGAUGGACCAAGCCAUCAACAAUGCAAUCACCUACCUUGGAGCUGAGGCCCUUCACCCUCUGAUGCAGCACCCGCCAAGCACAAUCGCUGAGGUGGCCCCAGUUAUAAGCUCAGCUUACACUCAGGUCUAUCAUCCAAAUAGGAUAGAAAGACCCAUUAGCAGGGAAACCUCUGAUAGUCAUGAAAACAACAUGGAUGGCCCUAUCUCUCUCAUCAGACCAAAGAGUCGACCCCAGGAAAGAGAGGCCUCUCCCAGCAAUAGCUGCCUGGAUUCUACUGACUCAGAAAGCAGCCAUGAUGACCGCCAGUCCUACCAAGGAAACCCUGCCUUAAAUCCCAAGAGGAAACAAAGCCCAGCUUACAUGAAGGAGGAUAUCAAAGCUUUGGAUACCAGCAAGGCUCCUAAGGGCUCUCUGAAAGACAUCUACAAGGUCUUCAAUGGAGAAGGAGAACAGAUCAGGGCCUUCAAGUGUGAGCACUGCCGAGUCCUUUUCCUAGACCAUGUCAUGUACACCAUUCACAUGGGUUGCCAUGGCUACCGGGACCCACUGGAAUGCAACAUCUGUGGCUACAGAAGCCAGGACCGUUACGAGUUUUCAUCACACAUUGUUCGAGGGGAGCACACAUUCCACUAGGCCUUUUCAUUCCAAAGGGGACCCCUAUGAAGUAAAGAACUGCACAUGAAGAAAUACUGCACUUACAAUCCCACCUUCCUUCAGAUGUUGACAUACCUUUUUUUUUUUUUUUAUAUUAUUACUGUCAAUAAUUCUUAUUUUGUGGACUCAGUGUCAUUUGCUCUGCCUAAUUACAAUAAGGAAGAAACAGAAGAGUGAAAGGACAGGGGAUAAUGUUUCUUGAUAACUUGGCUUGUUUAUUUUGUGAGAAUUUAAGGGCAGUUCAUUUCUGCCGCACGUAGAUAUAAGGUGUAUCAAGCUUUGAAAAAUCACUUGAUUCGUAUAGAUUGACCUAAGAGAUCCUAAUUUGCCACUCAUAUUCAGGAUUAUGAUGGAAGACAGGAAAGUUUAGAGUUUUCUGGGUAAGGCUUUCUUAAAAUGGUAUAAGUAAUUUUCAAAGAGGAAUUUGUUUUAAAAUGUAAACUUUUUUUUUUUUUUUCUUUUCUCUCUCUAGACAUCAUGGCACACAAAUCAAACACAUUGUUAUUUUCAGUGCUAACUCCUAGGAUGAGUUGUUGUCUGUGAGUUCUAUGUUUACUUCCCCUAUGGAAUUUAAAGUACAGUAUGAUAUGCACUGUACCAUAUAGCAAAGCUUUUAAACUACAGGUAGUUAAGGGCCACCUACAAUACAUCUGAGGUCCUGUGAUCUUAUUUUUCUAAACUUAAGCACUGUUUUUCCAUGGUUUUGAUGACUGGCAUUUUAUAGACACCCCAGCAGC